UUGUUUCCUUCAAAUGCCACAUCCAACACCGCGGUGGCUUAUCUACAGUACAACCACGACUCUCUCAGCAUACAGAUAACCUGCGUGAUGAACUGUGGCCGCAAGGUGGCGAUAUCCACCAGCCUCGUGCUGUCCGUGACGUGCGGUAACUGCAGUGACGAGUCCAUGGCCGACGCCGAGUACCGCUGGACCCUCUACCUCAUCGACUCAGACACCGGACAACAAACGGAGGUGCAAAACGCAAAACAAGGACAGACAGACAAGCAGGGUAUUGUUAUCAAGGAGAAAACCCUGAAGUCUUGUCAGAAGUACCGGAUGGAAGCUAACAUGAUGCUGAAAGAUACAGCAGGUGGCUUCGCUGUCCGGGAAUUCUUGACCAACUGUCCACCUUGGGGAGGCAACUGCACGGUGAAGCCACUAAAAGGAAACGUUCUUUCUGUGAAUGAGACUUUCAAGAUGUCCUGUUCCGACUGGCAAGACGAGGGUUUCGAAGACGACGCAAACUCCACCGACGAAAGCCAGCUGCUGUCCUCGCCUUUGACCUACAAGUUCUUCCUGAGAAAAAACGAAACCAUCUUUCCAAUCGCCGAAGGAGGUGAAGGCAAAAUGCCACCUACAACAUUGCCGAUCAUUGCUGAUGAUGGGAGCACAGAGUACGAGCUUGUGGCCCGUAUAUAUGACCCUCUACAUGACUUCACCGAAUACAGUGUACCUAUAGAGCUCGUCCUCGAGGAGAGUGAGUCAAGUUUGAAAGACGCUUUUGAGUUUUGGGAAAGGCAGACUAACUACAGUGAUGCUUCGUCGACACUGACGAAACAGAUGAGAGGAAUCACGAUUGCCGGCGCCAUCUUGGCAAACUACAGUGUUUCAGAUAAUCAAACAGAGCUGCAGCAGGCCUUUGAAAGCAAGUCGGAGAACGGCAAACCUGUGGUCAGUAUGGACUGGGACAAUCUGUGGAACGAACUUAAGCAUCCUCCAGACUCUCCCAGCCAGAAAAAUCUGACAGAGGUGACGGACAAGUUCACCAACCUGGUACACAAGCGAGGCGAGGAGGCCAAGAACCUGACAGGACUGGGUCUGACGGCGCUGGCACACGGUCUGAGCACCGUUCUCUCCAGACCUGAGACAGUCAGCUCUGAUUCUGUGAAAGUCACAACAAACAUAACAGACAUGGCUGUGGAGGCACUACGCAAGUUGUACUCUACCAAACCCUACCCGAUCGCAGAAAAUCUGAAACAACCUGUUGUUGCUCUGGCGUCUCUGGUUGAUCGUCUGGUAACUGCCAGUGUUCCUUCCUACGAAGUCAUGCGCAACAUGGAGAUUGUCUUCAACGCCUCUGACCUCGCCAUAGAAGACAGGAUGUUUCUCAAGGAGCGCCUGAAGGUUGCGGCGGCCAGGAAAAACAACUUCAAGGCUGAGCUGAUCAAGGAAGUGAUGCCUCAGCUGGAGACGACGUUGGACGCCAUGACGGAGACGCUGCUUGUCGGAAUGGUUGUCGGACAGGAGCCAGAGCGAGCGGAGCGCGGGGGUCUGUCGCUGAUGGCCUGCAAGACGACGGGGGAGACGCUGACCUCCACAGACUUAGAAGUCGACCCCAAUAAUGUGGCCCUGAAGAUACACGACCUCAGCCAGGAGGACGGGGAGGACACGAAACAUGCUCAGUUGGACGUUAAGGCCAACGUGUUCACCAAGAACCCGUACCCGUCCAGUGACUUGUCCUCCCAUGACAUCACGUCCCCUGUGGUCAAGCUGGACGUCCGAGGUAAGAACGGCACCGUGAGGGUGAACAAGCUGACCGUGACCAUCAAGCGAGGCUCCAAGAUCGACAUCCCAACCAUGGAGACCUUUUCGUCCAACGACACUCGUGAAGGCCCCGACAACUUGCUGUACCACCGACUGCCGCUGCUCUCCCCUCACUCAGCCAUCAUUACCUACAUCAAACUUCCGCCGGAUAUGGAAGCCGUCACCGCCUACUUCCGCCUCGGCAAAGCACCUACCUUACAGAGAUAUGAUGUCAAGACCGAAGGAGAAAAACUUCUUUCUAUUGGACGUCGGGAUGUCGACCCGGGGCAGUCUCAAAGCAGGACGAUGUUUAAAUUUGUCGUGCCUGCAGGAGUUUUUAAGGAAGGCAAAAUCGUGAUUGGUUUUCUUGUAGAUGGAGACAACAACGACACCUACACGUACGAGUACCUGUCCUUCACUGACAGCUGUCGUGUCUGGGACGAGGAGAACCGCCACUGGUCCCCCGCCUGCAAGAUUUCAGACUCGUCUAGCCCUGAAAAGACGGUUUGCGAGUGCGAGAAUCCACCCGGAAUGACGUUUGCCAGCUCGUUCCUAGUGCCACCCACUACCAUCGACUUCAGACUCGCCUUCUCCAAGUUCGACGUCAACAACGCCUGGGUGUACGGCACGAUGAUCGGCCUCCUGCUGGUCUGGGUGCUCGGCGUCCUGUGGGCUCGUAGACAGGACAAGGCAGACAGGGAGAGGUGGCAGGUAGGUUUCUUGACGGACAAUGUUGUGGGCAACAGCUACUUCUACCUGCUGACCGUCCACACGGGCCUAAAGCGAGGCUCUGGCACCAAGUCUAACAUUAGUUUCGUCAUCACCGGCUCUCAGACCGACUCCGGCGUCCGUGGACUGACAGACGGCAAAAGGUCUCAGACGGCUGGCAGCGUCAUGAGCUACAUCAUGGCCACCAGCACGUGCCUGGGCGACUUGGACUACAUGCGAGUGUGGCACGACAACUCUGGGGGAUACCAAGCCGCCUGGUACCUGAGCAGGGUGGACGUCGAAGACUUGCAGACGGGUCAAAGGUACAUAUUUGUGUGCGAGCGAUGGUUCGCCAUUGACAAAGACGACGGCCUUGUGGACCGAUUGGUGCCCCUGGCGCAGCAGGACGAGGUGAUGUCGUUCGAUAAUCUGUUCUCGGAGUUCACUAAGCUCGGGCUGACGGACACUCACCUGUGGUUCUCCUGCUUGCUACGACCCGCACCCAGCGCCUUCACCCGCGUGCAGCGCCUGUCGUGCUGCGUCGUGCUGCUGCUGCUGACCAUGAUCACCAGCGCCAUGUUCUUCAAGCCUGAGGACAACGAGACCGGCGCCAGCACCAAUUCCAUAGGCCUGGAAGUGAAAGUCGGCAUCAUGAGGUUUUCGGCAACGACAUUGUGGACAUCCUUCGUGUCCAUCCUCAUCACGUCCAUCCCCACCAUGCUGUUUGUCAUCAUGUUCCGUUACAGUCGGCCCAGACCAGGGCCUCGGGCCCGGGCCACUACACGUCACGUCAACGACAACUCAGGGGCGAGCAAUACAGGCGAGGGACUAGAGCAAGAAAACAAGAGAAGACAAGAGGAAAAGAGUGUGACUGACCUCGCAGAAAGUAAGCUGCAGGAAAACCCGCUUCCUUAUUACUGCCGCUACGUCACCUGGCUGCUGCUGCUGACGACGGCGGCAAUGUGUGCGUUCUUCCUGGUGAUGUACAGCAUGCAGUGGGGCAAGACCACGUCAGCGGAGUGGCUCACCUCCUUUGUUGCUUCUUUCUUUGAGAGCAUCUUCGUCCUCGACCCUAUCAAGGUGUUAAUAUUGGCUCUCCUGUUGGCUUUUUGCGCACAAAACCCAUAUAUGAACACCCCCAACAAGGAACAUGUGGACCUCCAUCAUGUGCAUGAAGAGGUGAAAAUGUUUGGCGUGGAGGCCCCUGGUCUCCCCGCCAUCCCUCCAGACCCGGUGCCACAGAAAGUUCUGUUGAAAGCCCGACGGCGGCGAGAACAGGAGCAGACGUCACAGCGCGUCUUCUUUGAACUGCUGCUGUACACCUUCUUCGUCUUCUGCAUCUUCUGUCUGUCCUACGCCAAUCGCGAUGAGAACUCCAACCGCAUGUAUCAGCACCUGAGUGGCAGUUACUUUGAUAAGAAACGGGACAAAUAUGCUCCAAAGGAUAAGCCGUAUCUUUUUGUAGAUGUCAAAGGCUUUAAUGACGUCAUCAAGUGGCUCAACGUCACUGCCAAGCCGACUCUCUUCCCACGCGAGGACGCACAGUUCCUGCAGAUGGACGAGCGAGUCUUCACCUCUGACCCCAACACCUUCAGGAUCGGUCCACUUCGCGUCCGCCAGCUGAGGAUGCCCAUUAUGCAAAGAAGUGUUUCGGAGCGUAUGGGAUCACGUGACUACGUCCCCCCGUACAAAUGGGAGGAGGAAGAGAGGGGAAGGUUCUGUGUCGGUUGGAAGUCCUUGACGUGUUCUUACGACGACCUGGAGACGAGGCUGAGCCGCGCCGCCUGGACCUACCAGACCCUGAGUGACGUGUCCGUCCUUCCGGUGUGGGGAGAGUACUCCACCUACAGCAGUGGCGGCUACAUCAUGGACUUCUCUGUUAACUGGGAUGUGAUGACCGACACCCUGCAGGAGCUGCAGGACGGGGCGUGGCUGGACAAUCAGACUCGCGCUGUCUUCGUGGAGUUCUCCCUCUACAACCCCGACAGCAACCUCCUCGCCUACAUGCGACUGGUGGCGGAGUUCCCGGAGACAGGAGACACGCUGGUGUGGAAGGACAUCAAAAUCCUACGCAUCUACCAGCAUCUGCAGCCAGCAGGCGCCUACGUCUUCAUUGGAGAGAUCAUCGCACUGAUCGCCGUCUUCAUCCUAACUAUUGUGAUCAUUGUUAGAAUGAAAAAGCAAAAAUUAAGUUUCUUCCGUAAUUUCUGGCAGGUGUUGGACGCUUGCACUGUUACGUGCUCCUACUUCGCUAUGACGUUCUACGCAUUAAAAUCCCUGAAGGUGGAUGCGUCUAUGGCUGCCUGGCGUGAGAACCGUAAGGUGUACGUGGACUUCUACCAAGCUGCCUUUUGGGACGCCCUGUACGGCUACAUGUUGGCGGCCGCCGUCUUCAUCACCACCCUGCGCCUGCUGCGUGUCCUGGGCUACAACAAGCGGCUGACCGCCAUCGGCACGGUGCUGUCCAUGUCCGGCAGGGACCUGCUCGGCUUCUCUGUCGUCUUCCUCGUCGUCUUCGUCGCCUACAUGUCAGCGGGCUACUUGAUGUUCUUGACUUCGCAGAGAGACUUCCGGUCACCGUGGAACUGCGCGCUGGCGCUGUACCAGAUCCUGCUGGGCAGAAGUGUCCUGAGCAUCAUCUCGGAGGACGGAGCUCUCUACGCCUGGAUUUAUUUCAUCUCCUUCAUCGUCCUCGUGUUCCUUAUUCUCAUGACGAUGUUUCAGGCCAUCGUGUGUAACGCCAGCAGCAUCGUCCAUGCAGACCUCAAGACAGUGCCGCCACCAUACGGCCUGACAAACCUCUUCGUCAAGUUCUACCACUCGGCCAUCGUUGACUGGCUGCCUUCCUGGCUCCUGGAUUGCAAAGCGAGAGCGGUGUACAUUAGCCCAGACCACCGGGGUUCUGCGGGCACGGAGAUGACUCAGCCAUCACGCAGACAGACAGAGCAGCAGGACAAGCGUGAGCACGAGUCACUCCCGCCUGCUGGUGAAGGUGCAGCAGCACCUGUACUGCGUCACACAAGUACGUCACGGCAGUACGCACAGGGUGUGCGUCAGAGCCUCCUCCUCCCAUCUGUCACCUCGAUUUUUCGAAGGCGAACGAAAAUGAGGGGAACAAAAAUGAAAAAUACAAUGGACAAAGGCUUUUUAGCAUGAAAGAAAUCCAUGCUCUCUCUCUCUCGUGUCAGUAAGUAAAAAGUAAAUGAAAGGACAAUCAAACAUUCCAAAAAUAUUUCUUACGUUUCAGUCGACCAAGCACAAGAGGUUUGAAAUGCAGAGUACACAGGAUCUUCACAAAACUACCGGCACGGCUAGGAGUUUUCUGAAAGAUGAACGAGAUGUCCUUGCUGGCAUUUGAAAUGGAAAAAAAUUAUCGCUCACGAGAACACCGAUUCAUAAACUGUUUGGGCCUUUCUCAACUUCUUCAUGCUGCAUGUACAGGCACUCAACACAAACUUUUAAAAAAAUUACACAUGUGAAAAUUAGAAUUUGAAAGCCGCACGCGAGAAAAUAUUUAAAAAAAUUUUUAAACUUAUAUUUUUUACGUCGUGCUGUAAAAAUUUAAAAAUUUUGGUUACUAUUGAAAAUAUCUGCUACCAGACAAAGUUUCUACACAUAUAUAUAAUGUUGUUUCUCUAUCAGGUCUCUACAUGUCUCAAGGGUCGUAACAUCUACCACUGAUGUAAUAUAAUUUGACAUAAAAAGAUUUGUCCAUUCGGGUAAAUCUGACACAGGUAGCUGCUGACCUCCCAGCUGAGAGAGACAUUAAUCACUUGUUACUUAUACAACUGUUACUUAUACUACUUAAAACCUGUCUGACGUCGACCAUUCGGUCGUAGGACUGCCGUGAACUGUCCUCUGACACCAGUUAAGCUUCUCUCACUCGUUUUAGAAUAUUCAGUAUUAUGUGGGGUCAUUGUGCGUGAGAUAUAUAUAAAAUCCUUUUUCAAUAUUGUUAUCAUGUUGUGGUACAAUUUAUAACUGAAAUAACUCUUGCCGUUCAAACGUUUAAUAUUUCGUCAGUGAAAGCUGUAUUUUCUAUUAAAAAUCUUUAACUGCAUUUGAUGAAAAUAUUAUUUAUGGUGCACACAAACUUUUAUGUAAUUUCAAGCUUCAUUGCAGAAUUUUUUUUAUAUAAUAGAUAAUAGAUAAUCCCUUCGUGUGAAAC
Pomacea canaliculata is the source of this 6658-nucleotide messenger RNA. RefSeq names its product polycystic kidney disease protein 1-like 2. Gene Ontology annotation, molecular function: calcium ion binding; protein binding; calcium channel activity. The transcript has 31 exons. The coding region runs from base 88 to 5646 and encodes 1852 amino acids. Lineage: Eukaryota; Metazoa; Mollusca; Gastropoda; Architaenioglossa; Ampullariidae. Gene Ontology annotation, biological process: detection of mechanical stimulus. Gene Ontology annotation, cellular component: membrane. The record is from RefSeq and is a predicted model, not a curated record.